Fusarium sp. VM40 is the source of this 1134-nucleotide messenger RNA. The record is from the annotation of a GenBank genome assembly. Lineage: Eukaryota; Fungi; Ascomycota; Sordariomycetes; Hypocreales; Nectriaceae.
AUGACUUCCCAAAUAACUAUCACACCCAUCUAUCCACCCGCCGAGUCAAGCAUCGACUUUGGCGCCGUCGUCUCCAACGUCGACGUUGAGAACAUCAGCGAUGCCGACUUUGAUGCUAUCCGUGAAGCUCUCUUCACGCACCAAGUUCUCGUCUUCAAGAACCAGGGCGAGCUGUCUGCUAAAGCGCAGUACGAGAUCACCCGAAGAUUCGACCUUGAAGCUGAGGGCUCGUAUGGCCAUGGCAAGACGAUUGAUGCAAAACGCUCAAUCCUGCAUCCUGACCUCAAGACUAUUCCGCACCAGCCGCAGGUCCAGGUCAUCGGCAACGGCUUCGUGGAUGAGUACGAGGGCUUGAAGAAUUUCCAGCUGAGACAUCCUCAUCACCGAACGUUCCACGCUACCACCAUCCCUGCCGAAAAGGACCUGGACUUCACCAGGUUCUACAGAUGGCACAUCGACGCUGCUCUGUACGGGCUGGCUCCUCCCGUCGUCACGACGCUUCUCGCCGUUCGUGUUCCAGGGGGUCGCAAACAGACACUUGUCUACGACGACGGUUCUGAUGAGGAGAUGUCUGUCCCUCUUGGCACAACAGCCUUUGUGUCGGGCUACGCCAUGUACGACCAGCUCUCCCCCAAAGACCAAGAGUUCGUGCGCACCACGAGGGUCGAAUAUGCCCCGCAUCCGUACGUAUGGAUGAGUAGUGCAAAGUCGCGCUCCGACGGUCUAGGCCUCGUCUCCGAAGGCAAAGAAAUCCCAAUCGAGAACCUCCCCACUGUUGAAGAGGACAAGAUCCAGAUUCUGCCAAUGUGCUGGCGCAAUCCCGUCACCGGCCGCCUAGCUCUCCAAGUGCACCCGUCAGCAGUGCGCAAGCUGCACCUCGCGGAUGGCACUGUGAUUGAUGACCUUGCUGAGGUUCGCGAGCGGGUGCAUGAUCUGCAGCGUCCUGGUAUUUCUCCACAGAGGGUGUAUCCUCAUGAUUGGGAACAGGGCGAUCUUGUGCUUUUUCAUAAUCGGGGAUUGAUUCACUCUGUGGUUGGGGCUUUUGCUGAGGAUGAGGUUAGGUUGUUUCGUCAGUGUAAUAUUGCUGGUAGUAAGCUACCUGAAGGGCCGGUGCCUGUUGUAGCUGGGGCAUAG